CCUUUUGUCAUCAUCCCUAGUCAAAACUCACAUUCACAUAGUUUACUAAUAUCACACUCAGUGACUUCCACUUUCACUAUCACACAAACAGAAGCUCCGAAAAACAAGUGCGAAUUCCAUGGAUACAGAGUUCGGAAUCCCUCGAGAACUCCCUGACCUUCAGAGACAACGUUCUCUUAACCAGCCUCUACUUCCUCCCGGUCAUCAGCGCAAGAAAUGGGGAUGUUGGGGUGGAUUCCCUUGUUUUGGAGCACAAAAGGGUGGAAAACGUAUCGUCCCAUCAACUCGUGCUCCUGAUGGUAGCGCUCCAGCCAACCAGCCAGCUGGAGGAAGCCAAACAGCCAACCAGACUACUUCUAUUGCUCCUCAUCUUCUUGCUCCUCCUUCUUCCCCAGCAUCCUUCUCAAACUCUGCUCUUCCUUCAACUGCUCAAUCUCCGCGCUGCCAUCUCUCCAUGUCUGUCAGUUCACCAGGUGGCCCUUCCUCCACUAUGUUUGCUACUGGACCUUAUGCUCAUGAGACGCAACUUGUUACUCCUCCUGUAUUUUCAACCUUCACCACUGAGCCGUCUACUGCACCUUUUACCCCUCCUCCAGAAUUGGCUCACCUAACAACUCCCUCCUCUCCUGAUGUUCCUUAUGCGCACUUCCUCUCGUCAGCUGCUGAUUUAAAUUGUGCUGGAAAGAACAAUUAUGUGCCUUCUAGUGAUCUUCAAACCACUUAUCCACUUUCACCUGGAAGUCCUGCCAGCAGUCUCAGAUCACCUGUUUCAAGAACGUCUGUUGAUUGUUUAUCUUUUCCUGAGAGGGAACGUCAUAUUGCAAAGCAUCCGAAAAACGCUUCUGAAUGGCUUACUAAUGAAAAUGGAAAAUCUCAAGCUUCAAACUUUUUCUGUCCUGCAACGUUUGCUCAGUUCUAUUUGGAUCAACCACAUUCUGGUGGGAGAUUAAGUAUUUCCAAGGAGUCUGAUAACGGUACUGUGAAUCAGAGCAAGCAGAACAAGAACAAUUGGCAAGAUGCGGAGGAACUAGAGGCUUACAGAGCAUCUUUUGGCUUUAGUGCAGAUGAAAUGAUCACUACUCCUCAGUAUGUGGAAAUAUCUGAUGUUAUGGAUGAUUCAUUCACCAUGGUGCCAUGCACCUCAAAUAAGUCACCCGUAGUAGAAGCAACAUUAGUAGGAUGGGGACAUGGAGGAUCAAGAAAGUCUGACAACAAUUUUAUUGGUGAAAGAUCUACUAAAUCAGGUUCAGAUAUCAAUGGCAAAGGUUGUCAGGGGGUAGUUUCAUCAAAACAUUUGGGAGAUGAAAAUUCAGAUGAGGAACCUAGAAGAGUAUUGGAGCAGCGUGCAGUGAGAAGCAUAGGUCUAACUGAUGAUGAAGAUAUAUUUUCUAACAUGGGGAAACGCAAAAACAGCAGAAAAUGUAAUAUAGGCUCGUCCUGUUCGGAUGCUGAGGUUGAGUAUAGGCGAGGGAGGAGCUUGCGAGAAUGUAACCUCACUUGGCAUUAGUUGAUGUGACGUAGUAGUGUUUCAUGGGUAGUUCUGUUUCUCUUGCGUUUGCAUCUUGCGUGCUGGUUAUGUCCUCAAUUUCCUAAUCCUUGAUUCUGAAUAUGACGACAUUGUAAUCUAUUCCGCCUUGUGUGUGUUGAUAACAUGCAAAUGACAGCAACCAGCACAGCGUGGUCUAACUUGUGAAUGAGCUUGGCCUUUAUUACAUGACUGAUAUCAUGCUGUGUAUCGUCAAAAUACAUGGGGUCUGCGCACGCAAGUUUGGCUCUGUAGUUUCGAUCAAGAAUUGGUUAGUUUCGUGCGUUUUAAGCUUAUUAGUUGGUGUGGGAGAAUUGUGAUGUAGAUUGGGUUUACUCGCAAUCACUUGUAAGAAGCUAGAUACUUGAAUUGUUCAUAUUAUUAUCUUAAAACAAGGUUGAAAUUA
Amaranthus tricolor (Joseph's coat) is the source of this 1931-nucleotide messenger RNA. RefSeq lists its product as uncharacterized. Lineage: Eukaryota; Viridiplantae; Streptophyta; Magnoliopsida; Caryophyllales; Amaranthaceae. The transcript has 3 exons. Bases 119 to 1507 code for a protein of 462 amino acids. The record is from RefSeq and is a predicted model, not a curated record.